Messenger RNA from Pocillopora damicornis (cauliflower coral), 2798 nucleotides. RefSeq lists its product as uncharacterized. Lineage: Eukaryota; Metazoa; Cnidaria; Anthozoa; Scleractinia; Pocilloporidae. The record is from RefSeq and is a predicted model, not a curated record.
UUCACGCAUUUGAAUUUACCAGUGUGCACCGUUCUUCAGUGUGCGGCAGAAUGGGGAAAGACCUCGCCAUGAUUCAUACAUCUUACAAAACGUGGUUGUGCAAUGCUGCGCUGUUUGCUUUGAUCUGUGCUGCAUUUGGGGCAGGAGUACUUUUGGGUCCUAUUGUUACCGCUCGUGGAAAGAACGAAUUGACGAGGAACUUACAUUGCAGCCCGGACGGAGAUAAAGCAUCGCAGUUCGCAAGCAAUCCUCAAAGACGUUUGAAAUCUGAAUGCAUUUCUCGAGGGCAACUAAAAGACUUUAUGAAGCAAUGGAGUCGUACCUUAGGUGAUUUGAUCAAGGAGAAAAUGCUGAACGCCACCAAGAAGAAACUAAAUCAUGCAAUCAGGAAAUUCUCUAAAAAUAAGGAUGUCCAAACGCAGAGAACAAUGGAAGCGUUGAUAAACAACAUGCUAGCCAACUGGACUUCUCAACUGUUACAGCAAAACAACGUGCUUAUGCCUUCGGAGAAGCCAGUGACAGCUCGCUCGCCAGAAACCAAAGGGUCCACAGAGAGGAAGACUGUUAAAUCGACUACUAAACCAGACCUAGAAGUGAUCGAAGUGGACUUUGUUGAGCCCACGUCACAAGAUACGUCCGUCAGUAUACCCGUCCCCAUUGCCCUCUACCCCCUCAAUGGCAAAUACAAAACUUGGGACGUCAGCGGACGGAGCAAUCCCAACGGUAAUGCGCACGGGGUUCGACUCGCCCCAGGACCAGACGGAAAUCCUCAAGGCUCGUACCAGUUUUCUGGGAAGAGUAGCAGCUUCAUUGCAUUUCCAAACAAAGGUGCACUGACUGCGAAGUAUUCCAUAACUCUUCUUGCCUGGGUUAAUGUCGAGUCUAAAGGUGGACCUAUAUUUAACUACAAUCCGAAGGGGUGGGGUGUUAGUUUGUGGGUCAACUCAAAACUUUUCCUCGCCGCUAAAUUUAUUGAGGACGAUAGCGGUUGCAGGACGUGUUUGGUUAGCGCGCUGCCGUUAAAAGAAAACGUGUGGAGUUAUGUGGGGAUGUCUUACGACCGUACCAGUGGCAUUGCCAAGCUCUUGGUGAAUGGACGUGUGAGUAGUAAGAGAAAUAUUGGAACAACGAUUGGUGAUCUGUCAACAUCAUGGAAUGUGAGGAUGGGCGCUCGCGCUACGAAGGACGGGAACUAUUUUAAAGGUCGGAUAUCCCGGAUGCAAGUCUACGACAGGGCACUGACUCAACGUGAAGUCGAGGUUGUUUCAAGUACUCUCACAGCUGGUAUCUGCCCACAAGGAUGGACGGGAUUUCACUCAUCGUGUUAUUUAUUGUUCAACCGGUUGACAAACCAGUGGAAUCACGCUAGACAGGUUUGUCGGGAGCACGGAGGAGACCUGGUCAAGAUCGAAUCUCCGGAAGAAAACCAUUUCGUUUACACACUGGCAUAUUCCAAAGCUGCCGAUAAAAAGUACAUGUGGAUAGGCUUGCUGCGCGGCUCGUCGAGCGAGCAGUUUGCCUGGGUACACACAUCUCCUCCAAUCCUGUAUUCCAAUUGGGCAAUCGAGGAACCGAACAACCUUCAUGGACGAGGCGAAAACUGCGGCCAUAUUUACAUCUGGAAGGGCGAUAAGGCCAUGCAGUGGAAUGACGAACUCUGUGUCAACCCGACAAUUGGUCCAAUGAUUUUCAUGUGCGAGAUGAAACCAUUGGAUCUCGAGCUCAAACCGAUUAACUCUGGAAAUUCAGUCAUCGAGGGAGGCUCCGGUGAAGGGGAGUCUGGGUCGGGAGAGUCCGCGAGCGGAUGGGCCAGUGGAGACGUCAACACCUUCCCGUCCAGACUGGACUAAGUCGCGAUAAAGUAAAUUACAACGUAGAUCGUGGAAAUAAAACAUCGCGCUAUGGAAUGUAUAUAAUCAAUUGCUUUUAGAGAGACAAUGCUAACUUUAUUUGCUCAGCGUAGCGACUGAGAAACCACAGUCAUUUUCUUAAUUUUUAAAGACAAUGUACGCGGAAUGCAUUAGUCAUAUCAUUUAUCUCGACGUACCAUAUUUUUCCAUACUAUUUAUGAAUAAUCUCUCGAGGUGCUGAAUUAUUUGAGGUCGUUCACGUCACACGACGAAGUAUGUUUACGCGAACCGACAAUAUGAGAUACCAUCAGCACUGGUUGUAAGGCAGAGAAAAACGGAUGGAAUCAUAGAACCCCUAGGUGCCGGUGUAGCAAACAAAGUGCAGAAUGUCUUUGCAUCUUACAGGAAUUUUAAAAGGAUAUACAUAAAAUAGAUACAGGACCGACCAAAAUACACGGUUACUCGAAGUUCGUUUGUUUAACCAGAAAGACACGGUAUUUUAAUUGGCUUUGUAAUCAGUAAUUUUAAAAAAAUAUGUAAAUUGCAUUCUUCUUCAUUCUUCUGGUCCCAUAACACUUUUUUCACCUCCGAUUGGAAAAAUAGUGAUACAAGGCAAUCCAUAUAUCUUUAAUCAGUUGCCUACAGUCGGGGAAACCUGCUUGCAUGGUAGAUAAGGCAGUCUUAAAUUGAGUAUCGAAAGCGAUUCUGGAUAGCUUUGUUCUAUGAUUGGUCGAGAAAACUCGUGCCAACAUCUCAACCAAUCAAAUGCAACACUAAAACUAGUCCCAACUUGGUCACUCGUGUUUUCCCGCGUUUUAAGCAGGUUGCCUGUUUUUACUUUGAGUUCUCAUUGGUUAACGAUGAUGUCAACCUUUGCUCUGAUUGGUCUUUUGGUUUAUCGACACUCAAUUCAAAACUUCUCUCACAGUAAAACUAUUCAUCCUUUUA